Molecule: messenger RNA, 1987 nt
Organism: Dermatophagoides farinae (American house dust mite)
Lineage: Eukaryota; Metazoa; Arthropoda; Arachnida; Sarcoptiformes; Pyroglyphidae
Source: RefSeq, a predicted model, not a curated record
AAACUUUUUUUUUGAAUUUGUUACUUUUUUUGGAAAGUUUUUUUUUAUUUUUAAAUUUCAUUACAAUAAAGAGAUGAAUAUUUGCCAAACAAUUCCUGAUCAGGAAUAAAUAAAUUCAAUUCAAUUGUUCAAACAUCAAAAGUUUUUGCGAAUCUGAUAAAACAACAAAUCUUGAUAAGCUUGGUCAUCAAGGUGUGUGUGUGUUCAUAUCAUUUGGACAAUUAUUAGCUCUUUUUUUUAUCGUAAAAAAAAUUAUUGACACAGGUGGCAAUAAUAAUUAUCAUCAUCAUCAUCAUCAUCAAUUCGGGUCCAUUAUUAUGGUCACGAGCAUAGAGACCUGUCGUCUAGACUCUAGACUAUGAGAGACAGUUAUACAAAAACAACAACAAGUUGCCGCCGUCAACAAGUCGACCAACACCACCGCUGCGUGUGGCUAAAGAGUUAUUAUUGUGUUUUGAUGACAACAAAAGAGGGUAUACAUGCGGCAAACAUCAAAAAGUGGCCACUUAAUCAAUCCUGAUAAAUCAAUGAUAAUUGGUAAAAUAUAGGUCUCGUGUGUUUGUGUGUGUAUAAACUGCCGUUCUGUCUCGUUGAAUGGUAUGUGGAUGAUCGUCUUUUUGGUUUGUGUGUGUGUAUGCAUUGCUUUACAAGCAAGAAAAAGAUGGGCGGCUUUUUCGUUUUCAAUGUUUCUUGGGCGGUACUUCGAUGAUUGGUUCGAAGAUUUGGUAUUUAAGAUUCUGCCAUUCAGCUAUGUCUUUUUUCGUGCCAUCAUCUGGAUAAUCUAAACACCGAUGACAAGACAAGACAGUGAAUUUUCAUCGAUGAAAUGGAAACUGAAAACAAUGAAAUAGUCAAUAUUGAUGAUAAAGAUGUUCAUGAUGGUGAACAUACGACAAAAACAGAAGAAGAAUUCAUCAAUGAUCAUAAAGUGAAAAAAAUGAAACAAAAAAUGCAACGAAAAUCUUGUUCAAGAACAUUGAAAAAAUCAACAAAACGCAAGAAUCAUGAUGAUGGAAAAAGUGGCCGCCAAACACAAAAUUCUAAAAAAAUAAAAUCAUCGUCAACGAUUAAACAAGAAGAUUCAUAUGAUAAUCAUCAUCAUCAUCAUCAAUUUCUUUAUCAGCAACAAGAACCAUCGAUGAUUAAAUCUGAAAUUGAAAUGAAUAUCAAUUCAAAUGAUACAAUAAGAUCGGGUGUAGAAGAAAUUGAUUAUUAUUCAAUGAUGAUGAUCAAUGAUAAUGUACAACAACAACGACAACUAUCUACUAGCGAUCAAACAUCAGAAAAAUCAAUGAAAGAACAACGUGUUAAUGCCAAUGUACGUGAAAGAUUACGUACAAAAUCAUUGAAUGAAGCAUUCGGUUUGCUCAGACAAAUGAUACCAACAUUACCAUCGGAUAAAUUGAGCAAAUUUCAAACAUUGAAACUAGCAUCACGUUAUAUACAAUUUCUAGAUUGGAUGCUUUCAUCGGAAAAUUAUGGCCAAACACCACCACCACCACCACCACACCACAACAACAAAAACAAGAAUCGGCAACAAACAUUUGUUUUGAUCUAUAAUAAUAAUCAAGAUCGUUUACCAAGUUUUUAUGAAUUAAAUUCAUUACCACCAACAACAGCAACGAAAACAAUGAUCAUACAUAACGAUGAAGAUAGAUAUGAUGAUUAUCCAUUACAAAAUCACCAUCAUCAACAUUCACCAACAUCAUUAUCAUCGACAGCAUCAUCAUCAUCGCCACAUUCAUCACAAUCAACGCCAUUCUAUAUGAAUCGAUUGCCUAAUUAUCAAAUGAAUCAAUCAAAAUCAUUGGAAUCAUCAACAUCGAUUGAUACAUUUAUAUCAUAUGCAUUUUCAAUGUGGCGUAUGCAAGCAUCAGAUUCAUCAAUCACAGCGACAACAUCGUCAUUACAAACACCACCACUACCACCAGCACCGACAACAACAUCGGCUGAUCCAAUAUUAAUCAAUUAUCAUCAUCAUCAUCAU